Blastocystis hominis is the source of this 5385-nucleotide messenger RNA. RefSeq lists its product as hypothetical. The coding region runs from base 1 to 5310 and encodes 1769 amino acids. Gene Ontology annotation, biological process: response to oxidative stress; electron transport chain. The record is from RefSeq and is a predicted model, not a curated record. Lineage: Eukaryota; Bigyra; Opalinata; Blastocystidae. Gene Ontology annotation, molecular function: iron ion binding; oxidoreductase activity, acting on the aldehyde or oxo group of donors; FMN binding. The transcript has 2 exons.
AUGAUGCUGCUUCUUAUGUUGCGUACGUGCCUCCGAUGGGCGUUUCCGUAUAGGUACCAGUUCUGUGACAAUUGCUUCAUUUACCCGAUUACUCCUUCUACUCCGAUGGCUACCAAUUGCGAUGCUUAUGCCAGCCGCGGAAUGAAGAAUGUGUUUGGCCAGGUCGGUACGGUCGUGGAGAUGCAGUCCGAGGCUGGAGCGUCUGGUGCUGUUCACGGAGCUCUGGUGGGAGGAGGUCUCUGCUCGACCUUCACUUGCUCUCAGGGACUGUUGCUGAUGAUUCCCAACAUGUACAAGAUUGCUGGAGAGAUGCUUCCCUGCGUGUUCCACGUCUCUGCCCGUUCUGUAGCGGGUCAGGCUCUGUGCAUCUACGGUGAGCACUCGGAUAUCAUGGCUUGCCGUUCGACGGGUUUCAGUUUCCUGUGCUCCCAGUCGGUGCAAGAAGCGCACGACAUUGCUUUAUGCGCGCAUAUAGCGUCCCUUCGUGCGAGUCUUCCCUUCGUGCACUUCUUCGAUGGCUUCCGCACGUCGCACGAGACGACGAACAUCCGCGUGAUCGACGAGGAGUCCAUGAAGCAGUUCGUUCCCUGGGAGGCGGUGCGUCGUCACCGCGCGCGCGCCGUGAACCCCAACCACCCCGACCUGCGCGGCACGGCGCAGAGCCCCGACAUCUACAUGCAGUGCGUGGAGGCGGGCAACGCUGCCUACACGCAGGUGCCCGAGAUCGUGGACAAGGUGUUCGAGGAGAUGGCGCCGGUGUUCGGUCGCCGCUACCGCCUGUUCGAGUACUACGGCGCGGAGGACGCGGAGGACGUGGUGGUGUGCAUGGGAUCGGGCGCCAACGUGGUGCACGAGACGGCGAACUAUCUGAACGCGCGCGGCAGCAAGGUGGGCGUGCUGAAGGUGCGUCUGUUCCGUCCGUGGAGCGUGAAGCACUUCCUGGAGGUGCUGCCCAAGACCGUGAAGCGCAUCGCCGUGCUGGACCGAAGCAAGGACGCGGCGGCCAUCGGCGAGCCGCUGUAUCUGGACGUGUGCACGUCGUUCAGCACCGGGGAGACGGAGCUGCGCCCGAUGAUCAUCGGCGGUCGCUACGGACUGGGAUCGAAGGACUUCACGCCCGGGCAGGCGAUGUCGGUGUUCCAGAACCUCCGCGCCGAGAAGCCGAUCCGCAGCUUCAGCGUGGGUAUCAACGAUGAUGUGACGUACCGCUCGCUGCCGCAGCUGCCCGAGCCGGACACGGUGCCCGCGGGCAUCUACCAGGCGAUCAUGUGGGGCAUGGGAUCGGACGGCACGGUGUCGGUGUCGAAGACGAUCAUGAAGAUCCUGGGAGAUUACCACAAUCUGAACGUGCAGGGCUACUCCGAGUACGAGGCCAAGAAGUCGAACGGCUGGAGCGUGAACUACCUGCGCUACGGCAAGGAGCCGAUCGACUGUCCGUACAACAUUCGCUGCGCGGACUACGUGUCGUGCAGCAAGAGCUCCUAUCUGUACAAGUUCGACAUGUUCUCCGCGCUGAAGGAGAACGGAAUCUUCCUGCUGAACACGAGCGCGACCACGCUGGAGGAGAUGGAGGCGCUGCUGCCCGGGAAGGCGAAGCGCAUCCUGGCGCGGAAGAACGCGCGGCUGUUCGUGGUGGACGCGACGGCGCUGGCGGGCAAGUACCAUCUGGGAAAGUACGUGAACACGACGAUGGGAAUCGUGUACUUCAAGCUGACGGGCUGCAUGGACGUGGAGGAAGUGGUGCCGAUCAUGAAGAAGAUGGUGGAGAAGACGUACAUCAAGAAGGGCGAGCACAUCGUGCGCAACAACUGGGACUGCAUCGACAACUCGCUGGAGGCGGUGCACCAGAUCGAGUAUCCGCGCGAGGCGUGGAUGAACGCGGAGGUGGAGAAGCCGCACGAGAUCGAGGGCGCUCCCGAGUUCGUGAACAAGGUGAUGCUGCCGAUCGUGCGCUACGAGGGCGACAAUCUGCCGGUGUCGGUGUUCCGUCCCGGCGGCGUGAUGCCUUCCGGCACGACGCGGUACGAGAAGCGAGGCAUCGCCAUCAUGAACCCCGAGUGGCAGAUCGACAAGUGCAUCCAGUGCAACCAGUGCGCCACCGUGUGUCCGCACGCCUGCAUUCGCCCCGUGCUGCUCACCGAGGAGGAGGCCGCGAAGGCGCCGGAGGGCUUCAAGACGCUCAAGGCGACGGGCGGCGGCGCGCUGAACAACAUGCGGUUCCGCAUCCAGGUGUCGCCUCUGGACUGCACGGGCUGCCAGCUGUGCGUGGAGGCGUGCGGCGACGACGCGCUGGUGAUGAAGGACUUCGAGGUGAUGAAGACGCAGGAGGCGGCGAACUGGGAGUACGCGAUGACGGUGCCGAGCAAGGGCGACCUGGUGGGCCGCAACGACGUGCGCUCGGUGCAGUUCCACCAGCCCAUGCUGGAGUUCAGCGGCGCGUGCGAUGGCUGCGGUGAGACGCCCUACGUGAAGCUGAUCACGCAGCUGUUCGGAGAGCGCAUGAACAUCGCGAACGCGACGGGCUGCUCGUCGAUCUGGGGAGGCACGGCCUCGUUCAACCCCUACACGCACAACGCGCGCGGCCAGGGACCCGCGUGGGCCAACUCGCUGUUCGAGGACAACGCCGAGUACGGUCUGGGAAUGUCCGUGUCCGUGUCGCAGCGCCGCCGCGUGCUGCGCGAGAACGUGGAGGCGCUGCUGAAGGAGGAGGCCGCGACGCUGCCCGAGGGACUCGCCGAUUUGCUGGCGGAGUGGCUGGAGAACUACAGCGAUGGCCGCCGCUGCCAGAGCGUGGCGAACCAGGUGAUGGACGUGCUGAGCGGCCUGGAGGGCAAGGAAGUGUCCGCCAAGCUGGCCGCGGUGAUCCGCGACCGCGAUCUGUUCCCGAAGAUCUCGCAGUGGAUCAUCGGAGGCGACGGCUGGGCGUACGAUAUCGGCUACGGAGGCGUGGACCACGUGCUGUCGACCGGCGAGGACGUGAACAUCGUGGUGCUGGACACGGAGAUGUACUCGAACACGGGAGGCCAGAAGUCGAAGGCCACGCCCAUGUCCGCCGUGCAGCAGUUCGCCGCGGGCGGUAAGUUCACGCACAAGAAGGAGAUGGGCUUGAUGGCCAUGUCCUACCGCAACGUGUACGUGGCCUCCGUGGCGCUCUACGCCGACAUGGCGCAGGCGAUCCGCGCGUUCAACGAGGCCGAGUCGUACAACGGACCGUCCAUCAUCUUCUGCUACUGCCCCUGCCUGAUGCAGAACGUCGUGCCCGCGAUGCGCGCUACCUUCAAGGAGGUGGAGCUGGCGGUGAAGUCGGGCUACUGGCCGCUCUACCGCUACGACCCGCGUCUGAGCGCUAACGGCAAGAACGCCUUCCAGCUGGACUACAAGAAGGAUCUGAGCGAUGACCUCAAGAACUUCCUGGCCAACGAGCGUCGAUUCUUGGAGCUCAAUCGCACGCGUCCGCAGGUGGCCGAGGAGCUGCACGCCGAGCUGAAGAACCAUCUCCAGGAACGCCACGACGACUUCGUGCGUCGCGCCAUGCCCCUCGCCAAGCUGGCUGCCGCUUCGGCGACGAGUUCUGGAUCUGGAUCUGGAUCAAGCUACGAGCUGACGAUUCUGUACGGAUCGGAGACGAACCACUCGAAGGAUCUGGCGCUGACGCUGAUGCAGGAGGCGGAGGCGCGCCAGGUGGAGGUGACGGUGAACGAGCUGGACGAGAUGAGCAUGGAGGACCUGGCGACGAAGAAGCACGUGGUGAUCCUGUGCUCGACGGCGGGCAACGGCGAGUUCCCGAAGAACGCGAAGGCCUUCUUCGCGGAGGCGAGCAAGGAGCAUCCCAGCGACCUGCUGAAGAACGUGGAGAUCCACGUGUUCGGUCUGGGCGACUCGAGCUUCGCCAACUACAACGCGGCGGCGAAGCAGAUCCACGCCCGUCUGCAGGCCCUGGGCGCCAAGUCGAUCGACCUGACGCUGGCGAACGACCAGGAUCCGGAGCGCUACAUGACGGCGUGGGAGAACUGGGUGCCGGUGUUCUGGGAGCAGAGCGGCGUGCCCGAGCCGGUCUACGAAGGCGUGCCGCCCAGCAACUUCGCGGUGUCCGUGAAGGACGCGAGCGCGCACGUGUCGCGGCGCCGCUUCCUGCCCGGCGACGCGCAGCUGAUCCCGCUGGUGAAGAAGACGCGGAUGACGCCGGUGGACUACGACCGCAACAUCAUGCACCUGGUGUUCGACCUGGACAAGACGGACAUCCGCUACAAGGUGGGCGACGCGCUGGCGAUCUACCCCAAGAACACGGACGCGCUGGUGCAGCGCUUCUGCGCGUACCUGGCGCAGGACGCGGAGACGAUCGUGGGCAUCGCGAGCAGCAGCGAGUCCCUGGCGGACAAGUUCCCCAAGACCACCACGGUGGGCAAGAUCGCGGCGGAGAUCCUCGACCUCGCGGGCCGUCCUUCGCGCAAGCUCUUCAAGACCAUGAGCUACUUCGCGGAGGGUGACGAGGCCGCGCAGCUGGCGGCGCUUUCGCGCGGCGAGGGCGAGCUGGCGCAGCGCUUCGCGGCGGAGACGGCGAGCGUGAUGGACGUGCUGGAGCACUUCCGCUGCCGCGUGGACCUGGCGCACCUGCUGGAAGUGGUGCCCGCGAUCAAGCCGCGCCUGUACUCGAUCGCCUCGUCGCAGCUGCGCGACCCGCACCUGCUGGAGCUGUGCAUCGUGGUGAACACGUGGAAGACGGCGUCGGGCGCGGAGAAGACGGGACUGUGCACGGGCUACCUGGACGGCCUGGACCUCAGCAACGGACCCGUGCAGGUCGCCGUGUCGGUGAACGGCGGAGCGCUGUUCAUGCCCGAGGACAGCUCGGCGCCGCUGCUGAUGGCGGGUCUGGGCACGGGCAUCGCGCCGUUCCGCGCGUUCGUGCAGGAGAAGGCCGUGCAGAAGCACAGCGGCAAGACGAUCGGCGACGUGGUCUUCAUGAUGGGACUGCGCUACCGCGCGAAGGAGUUCCUGUUCGGCGAGGAGUUCGAGGCGCUGGAGAAGGAAGGCGUGAUCAGCCACCUGCUGCCCGCGUUCUCGCGCGACCAGGCGCAGAAGGUGUACAUCCAGCACAAGGUGGAGGAGAAUCCAGCGCUGGUCUGCGACGUGCUCGUCGAAAAGAAGGGAUACUUCUUCUAUUGCGGACCUGCUGGAAGCGUGCCCACCGCCAUCGAAAAGGCCAUUCUCAAGGCCUUCGAGAGCGUGUAUAAGAAGAGCGAGCAGGAGGCCAUGGACAUGCUGAACAGCAUCAAGAACGAGGGAAGAUAUGUCGUCGAGGCCUGGUCGUAAGGGCGAUCGAAGGAUGGGUCGGAUGGGUUUAAAGGAUUGCACAGUAUUGUGGAGCAAGUUGCUUGAUUGAUUUUA